CAUUGUGCAAUUUGACUUGGUUACGUGAUACUACUCAUAAUGAAGUUGUCCGCCAUUGCCGUUGCAUUUGCUGUGGUUUUGAUGUCGUCUGGGGGGUCGGCAGAUGAAGUGUUCCCCAAUUCAACCUCUACGUUAGCCCCCACACCUGAGCCAACCACAGUUGAGCCAUCAACCAUUGAACCAACUACCACAGCGAGUCCCGAGGCUGUGAAUAUCACAGCCACAACUACUACCCUUGCCCCUGACAAUAUCGACGACCCUGACACCCCGGAACCUACCCCCACCCCUACCGCUGCACCUACCACCACCACUGCACCCCCUUCCAACGCCACUACGAGCACUGAACCAACUACCACGCCAAGUCCUGAACCAGUGACCACCACCACUACCCUUGCACCCGACAAUAUCGGCAACGGUGAUGACACCCCCGAACCCACCACCACCUCCACACCCACGUUAGCCCCCACGCCGGAACCCACCACACCGGAACCUACGACUAUUAAACCAACCACCACCGCCAGUCUUGAGCCUGAUAACACGACGACUACAACUACCCUUGCUCCUGACAAUAUCGAAGACCCGGAUACCCCUGAACCUACCCCCAUCCCCAGCUCCCCUUCGAGUGGCGAAGCACCCACCACUACUACGAUUGCACCUAUUACCCCAGCACAUACCAAUUCCACCAACUCGACCGACCCGACUGUCGCCCCCUUCUUGACGGCUUCAAUGUAUCGCAAUGCCCCUGCGGCAUGGACGAUUGGGUCGCUCGUUGUCGUUGGCCUCGUUGGUCUUAUGGCUGUGGUGGUAUACAAGCGACGCCAGCAAAAGAAGUAUUGCAAGUCCGAGGAGCGUAAGCGUCUCCUUCGCGUGUAAACUCCGCCUUGUAUGGAGUGGAAACGGUGCCUCCACUGCUUGUACGACUCGAGUACGCACCGCAUAGUACCCAGUGAGUAGUAGUAUUCAAUGAUGUAUUUUUUUUUUUUUUCCUA
Aphanomyces astaci is the source of this 989-nucleotide messenger RNA. RefSeq lists its product as hypothetical. Lineage: Eukaryota; Oomycota; Saprolegniomycetes; Saprolegniales; Verrucalvaceae. Bases 40 to 873 code for a protein of 277 amino acids. The transcript has a single exon. The record is from RefSeq and is a predicted model, not a curated record.